GCUAGAUUGUCGAGUGAUCGUGUUGGUUUCAAGAAAUAUCGUGGUGGUAACGGAAUUCAUUCCUCUAUAAUGUUAAAACGAGGUAAUGAUUCUUCCGAUGAUAGUAAUGAGGGUACCUUCACUGACGCGGUCCACCCGCGGUUCUUACAGAAACCCCCUAAAGUUCUUCGCGGGUUGAAGAUUGCCCUGGUCCAAUUGGCAGUUGGUCCCGACAAGAGCAAGAACAUUGCGCGGGCAGUUGAGGAGAUCCACCGAGCUAAGCAGGCUGGAGCACAGCUGGUGGCUCUGCCAGAGUGCUUUAACUCUCCUUAUGGCACCAAGUUCUUCGAUCAAUACGCGGAAGAAGUCCCCGUGGGGGAGACGUCUCGCGCGCUCUCCAAGGCGGCAGCGGAGGCCGGCGUGUGCGUAGUGGGAGGCACCGUGCCCGAGCGCUGCGGGGAACAGCUGUACAACACGUGCACCGUGUGGGACGCGCGCGGGAAACUGCUGGCGCAGCACAGGAAGAUGCACCUCUUCGACAUCGACAUUCCAAAUAAGAUAACGUUUAAAGAAUCCGAAGUGCUGUCAGCCGGCGACCAAUUGACCACGUUCGAGGUGCACGGGGUGAAGAUCGGACUGGGCAUCUGCUACGACCUGCGGUUCCAGGAGAUGGCACACCUUAUGGCCAACAAAGGCUGCUCCCUCCUGAUCUACCCGGGCGCCUUCAACAUGACCACGGGCCCCAAGCACUGGGAGCUGCUCGCCCGAGCGAGAGCCACCGACCAGCAACUUUGGGUGGCGCUAGUGAGCCCGGCGCGUGACGAGUCAGCGGGCUACGUAGCCUGGGGACACUCCACGCUGGUGGACCCCUGGGGCGCCGUCGUCGCGAAACUGGAUGAAAAGGAAGGCAUUCUCACGGGCAAUAUAGAUUUGGAUACGGUAGAAGAAGUCAGGAGUCAAAUACCAAUAAGAAGUCAAAGGCGAACGGAUAUCUACGACACCAUCGCAAAAUAAGUGAAAUACAUUAAAAUCUAGACAAUAUAC
Molecule: messenger RNA, 1023 nt
Organism: Cydia splendana
Lineage: Eukaryota; Metazoa; Arthropoda; Insecta; Lepidoptera; Tortricidae
Product: omega-amidase NIT2
Exons: 7
Coding region: 70-993 (307 amino acids)
Biological process (GO): oxaloacetate metabolic process; L-glutamine metabolic process
Cellular component (GO): mitochondrion
Molecular function (GO): omega-amidase activity
Source: RefSeq, a predicted model, not a curated record